Striga hermonthica is the source of this 1473-nucleotide messenger RNA. The record is from the annotation of a GenBank genome assembly. Lineage: Eukaryota; Viridiplantae; Streptophyta; Magnoliopsida; Lamiales; Orobanchaceae.
AUGUCGUCUGGAAGCCUAAAAACUGCGCUAUCAAAGAAAUAUGGUGGAAUAAAACUAUGGGUUCUGAUCGGCAUAUCCGUUGGAGCAUUUAUAGUUCUUAUUCUGGGGAUCCUAUCAAUAUGGGUCAUGUUCAGAAGAAAGUCACAAAGAACCUUGGACAAGCACAAUCUCGUCCAAAUCCCUAAUGUCUCAAAGGAAAUUAGGGUUGUGGACAGUGUUGCAGACCAAAGCACACAAGAUCGUCCAGAUGGUAAGAACUCCGAGAAAAUGAUGGUUCAUUUAGGCAGGAGUAAAUCUAGUGACGUUGAUGAUGUCAGCCAGGGCAGUUCAAUGUAUCAUCAGGAGAGGACAUAUAGCUCUCACUCUGGGGAGGAAGGAAGCUCGGGUAAUGCCAGAAAGCAAUAUUCUUCGUCAUAUGCACUUGCAAUGCCGUCUCCUUUAAUUGGUUUGCCUGAAGUGUCACAUCUUGGGUGGGGCCACUGGUUCACUCUUAGAGAUCUUGAAAAUGCCACAAAUCGGUUUUCUCCAGAGCAUGUUAUUGGGGAAGGUGGUUAUGGUGUUGUUUAUAGGGGCAGAUUGGUCAAUGGCACAGAGGUAGCAGUCAAGAAACUCCUUAAUAACCUUGGGCAAGCAGAGAAGGAAUUUAGGGUUGAAGUUGAGGCCAUUGGCCAUGUUCGGCAUAAGAAUCUUGUUAGGCUUCUUGGCUAUUGCAUAGAAGGAGUUCAAAGGAUGUUGGUAUAUGAAUAUGUAUGCAAUGGCAACUUGGAACAGUGGCUCCAUGGGGCUAUGAGACAACAUGGCACCCUAACGUGGGAGGCCCGUAUCAAGGUUCUGCUCGGCACUGCAAAGGCACUUGCUUAUUUGCACGAAGCUAUUGAACCGAAAGUGAUUCAUCGUGACAUAAAAUCUAGUAACAUCUUGAUUGAUGAUGAGUUUGAUGCAAAAGUUUCUGACUUUGGGUUGGCUAAGCUGCUGGAGUCUGGAGAGAGUCAUAUAACAACUAGAGUGAUGGGAACAUUUGGGUAUGUAGCCCCUGAAUAUGCAAAUAGUGGCUUGUUAAAUGAAAAGAGUGACGUUUACAGUUUUGGUGUUCUGCUUCUGGAAGCUGUCACUGGAAGAGAUCCUGUAGAUUAUGGCCGUCCAGCUGAUGAGGUUAACCUUGUUGAGUGGCUGAAAAUGAUGGUCGGGAGCAGGAGAGCUGAGGAAGUUGUUGACCCUAACCUUGAAGUGAAGCCGACAACUCGUGCCUUGAAGCGUGCACUAUUGGUUGCCCUUAGAUGUGUUGACCCCGACUCAGAAAAACGGCCCAAAAUGAGUCAGGUUGUUGUUAUGCUUGAAAAUGACGAGCUGCCUUAUCGUGAGGAUCGUCGGAGGAGGAGGAAAAGCGAGACGGGCAGCUUAGAGAUUGAAAAGGAGAGUUGUGGUUCGGUCGAGACUGAAAGCAAGGAUGCAGCAGACACACACACCCAUUGA